Molecule: messenger RNA, 1428 nt
Organism: Galendromus occidentalis (western predatory mite)
Lineage: Eukaryota; Metazoa; Arthropoda; Arachnida; Mesostigmata; Phytoseiidae
Exons: 8
Coding region: 1-1428 (475 amino acids)
Source: RefSeq, a predicted model, not a curated record
AUGUCCCUCAUGGAGCACACCGCCUCCCACUCUGUGACCCUCGGCAACUUCAACCGAACUGCCUCAUCAGCUGCCAUGGAAACAACUCAGAUCGGCUUCCCUCUGGACGAUGAUGAAGCAGGGUUCGACUGGAUCGAUGAGAACUUGGAAAUCGAUCCGAACGUUCCCAUAAAACCGAUGGGAACCGACAGACCAGACGUUUGCGACGGAGACAAAUCGCGCUCGGCGCCCAUCCAAACUGCUCUCGACAGUGACUCUGAUAAGACUCAUGCGGUCGAGCUGCGAAGCGAACAGACAGAGAGCGUCAAAAACGAGGUUUUGAAAGUAGCUUCGAAAUUCUUUAAAUCGGACAGGACAAAUGAGGAAGCGAAAUCGGCUCUCGACAUCUUCGGCAUCAACGCUGCUCUUAAUAGCCAAACGGGUCGACAGGAAAAACAAGACCGAGUGCCACCGGAGCCCGAAGUCAGUACGAGGCCAACACUCGGGGAAGUGUUCCCUCGACGAGAUAGAGCUCGACUGUCGAGUAUCGAAAACCAAUCAUCGAGUUCCUCGAGCACCAAAGUCGAAUCGGCCAUGGACCAAUCGGGAGCCUCCGAGAGAUCAGCUUGUCGAAAUUCCACUGAAUCGAGAAUGGAAGAUACAACGAUCGGCGACAAUUACGGGCAGACGGACGACAGGACCGCGAGCUACGAGGAAUCCGAUGAAGACAUGAGCGAAGGUGAAGCUUCCAUCGAGAUGUCCCGGUGUCGCAGUUCCCAAGAGUCAAUAGUUCUGCAAUCAGAAUCGUGGUGCAAUUUGACUGGGGUGAAGAAUCUGGAGCUGGACGAGGAGUCCGGCUUGACGAGCUUCCAGCCGACUCUGCCCGUGGAAUGCAUGCCGAGCCAGUCCUCUUUCUCUCAAAGCUGUGACCAAGAGAACGAGUCGACCAUUGACGCAGAUGACUGCAGCAACAUAACGGAUGAGAGAGAACCCACAACGAUGCAUCAAAGCCAAUCUCCAACGUUUGUCCGCCCGAGCCUCCGCUCUAGCGUUUCAUCGGUGGAGAUGCCCAAACCUGACUGGACUCUGGAACAAUGGAUCCAAUAUGAUCCGGAAACGUUCUCCAUCUUCGCGGAGCCCAUCGUGGAGCGCGAGCCAAUCCCGAAGGUGGUCAGAGCAGACAAGCAAAUUCUCCAAGUAGACCGCGACCGACUUCGAAAGGCUGUCACGCUGGAGCCUGACGCCGCGCUCGAGGAAUUCAUCAAGCGUGAGAAGCUAGUGAUGCGGAACAUCAAAAGCGAAUGUGAAGAACUCUUGAAGAAAUUGAAAACUCGAUUGGAGCAAAUGACUGCUGUCCUCAUCGAUAGCUCGCCCUUCUACGAAGUUCUUCCGCCAGAAAAUUUCAAGAUUUCAACGGACAAAAAAUCAGAGACGGUGACCGUCAGGUAG